UGAUAUGUACAUAUAUAUGUAUUUCUCCUAUAGUUUUAUGUAUAGUAAGAAAAGUGAAGAUACCAACAUAUGUACAUAUGUAAUGUGUACACCAGUGCAUAUUUACCACUGGAAAUCAUGCUCAAAUUAUAAACCACUUGUCUGCACAAUUGAUCAAUAUAUACAUAACUAUGUACGUCGUAUAGUUUAUUUCGUUGUUCAGAAGUAUUUACCGGCAACAAACUUAGAAAUUUUGAAAUACGUACUUAUUACGCUGUGAUGAUUUCUGUGUACCCUUUGUUCCUAGUAAUAUUUUUAAGUGGCCGUCUACAACUUAGUCUACAUCACCUAGUAAGUAAAUUGAAGGUGCGGAUCUUAAUGAGGAACAAACGUUGAAUUUGAAAGACCUUAUGGAACGCUUAGCCGCCCAGUUAUCAAACAUUCCUACGAAAGAUGACUUUGCUGCAAAGAUUGAAGCUAUGGAAAUGAGAUUAGAUAAGAAAUUGGAAAGCCUGCAACGUGAUCUGGAAGCACUCGUCAAGUCCGACACUGUGAAGGGCAAAGUUAUCAGGGAAGAAACUGCUUAUCGAAGAAAUCGGAGGUCCAUGCACUUACCAGAAUACGCGGCUUCGGAUUACCGAUUGGGAAUAUUAGCGUCAGAAGUACAAAAGUCUUCUUUCAACGAGUCCUGUAGAUUUGUGGAGCAACUUCUAACCCUUCAGGAAGACGAGAUCGCCUCUUUGAAAGAGAUAAAAAGCACCAGUUUUAACGUGUCUCAGGGCCUCGGCAACGUAUUGAAGGAGUUCGAGAGUUUGAAGCAUUACAUGAACAAUUCUUACCCAUCGUCGAACAGAAAAUCAGUGCCUUGCAUGGAUGAUUCCGACCUUUCAAACGCAAAAUUUCUCCAUAAAAAGCUCGUCUGUGACGAAGAGUGGAUACUAAUUCAGCAAAGAGGUACUCCAAUCCUGAAAGGAAAGGGAAGAACCGAUUUCGAGAAAAAUUGGAAUGAAUAUGAAAAUGGGUUUGGCAACCUGGACGGAGAUUUCUGGCUCGGGUUAAAAACCAUCCAUGAGCUCACUGUUGAAGGAAAUACACAGUUACGAGUUGACCUCGAGGACUGGGAGGGGAACAAAAAGUAUGCUAUGUUUGACACCUUCAGAGUCGCUAAUGUCCGGACUAAGUAUAACUUAACCGUAGACGGAUAUACUGGGACAGCGGGCAAUUCAUUAAUUCGCAGCAACGGACAACAGUUCAGUACAUACGAUAAGGACAAUGAUGGCUGGAUAAAAAAUUGUGCAGCUGACCGUCGAGGCGGAUGGUGGUACGGUUUCUGUUCAGAUGCCAAUCUGAACUCAAUAUAUCAUAAUUCAGGCGAGAUGGAAAAGGCUGCGGUAGGAGUGCACUGGAACGACUGGAGAGGAACAAAAUAUUCCUUAAAAAAGGUGCAAAUGAAGAUUCGCAAACCGCCCAGAGGAUGAAAAUAGCUCGGCUCCAAUCCAAUUCAUAGCCCAACUGGAUUGGCAACACAUUUAACUCCCAGGUAUUUAUGUAAUAGCAACAAAUUUCGCGGUCGUUAUUUUCCUUUGGAUUGAUGUAUAUAUGUAUGCAGCAGGGGUGGGCAAGAUACUUGGUCAAGAUAAAAGAUACAAGAUACAAGAUAGUAUCUUUAUCUUGUAUCUUGGCCGCCUGAUCAGAGAAGUAUCUUGUAUCUUGUAUCUUUUAGAAAGUCGAAUAGUAUCUUGUAUAAGUAUCUUAUCUAGAUAUGCCUGGCAGAAAAGUAUCUUAAGAUAGUUUUGUCAAGAUACAAGAUACUUUUUCUAAAAAUUCCGUAAAAUUCUUAAGUCAAAGUCAAUUUCGUACUACUGGCAGUCAAUUUGACCAUGAAUUUGUCGUAACCAGAAUUUGGUGAAUUUUUAGUUUAUGUUUUGCCAAUGUGUAAAAAACUUCUACAUGCAUAUGUACGUAUAUUCAUAUAUAUAUGUAUAUGUAUAUAUGUUCAUGUGUACUCGUACAUUUGUAUACAUACAUGCACAUUACAUGAUAUGUACCUACGCUGAACUAGUGUAUAUAUCUUAUAGGGUUUAGAUAAGCAGGGAAUAUUGUAAAAAUAAUAUCAACUUCUUAAAAAUAUGUAUGUUAGGUAGAGUUCUAGUUUUUCGAAAUUUUUCGAAGUAUGUAUAAGCGCUGGCUACAAAAUUUGUAAGAUGAUUAUAGAAUGAUUUUAAAUUCUGUACUCACUAGAUUUUUUCGUUUAAAUUAUUAAACAUGACCAAUUGGGCAUGAAUACCAAGGUAAAAAAAGAAAGUAUCUUAUCUAGUAUAAAAGUAUCUUAAGAUACAUAUCUUGUAUCUUGUAUCUUGACUACUCAAUCUUUAGGAAAGUAUCUUGUAUCUUGUAUCUUG
Folsomia candida is the source of this 2381-nucleotide messenger RNA. RefSeq names its product microfibril-associated glycoprotein 4. The transcript is spliced from 10 exons. The record is from RefSeq and is a predicted model, not a curated record. Lineage: Eukaryota; Metazoa; Arthropoda; Collembola; Entomobryomorpha; Isotomidae. Bases 390 to 1457 code for a protein of 355 amino acids.